Messenger RNA from Scophthalmus maximus (turbot), 3684 nucleotides. It is a transcript of the gene pdcd6ip, whose product is annotated as programmed cell death 6 interacting protein. Gene Ontology annotation, cellular component: endosome. The transcript is spliced from 18 exons. Gene Ontology annotation, biological process: mitotic cytokinesis. Lineage: Eukaryota; Metazoa; Chordata; Actinopteri; Pleuronectiformes; Scophthalmidae. Gene Ontology annotation, molecular function: protein binding. The record is from RefSeq and is a predicted model, not a curated record. Bases 122 to 2752 code for a protein of 876 amino acids.
CUUGACGUUCCCCGCGAGAAUCCAGGAAGUGGCUCGCUCGCUCGCUCGCUCGCUCGCUGUUGUUUGUGUUCGUCGGUCGCCUCCGUGUUUCUGGUUGAAUACAGCACUCGUUCGUGCCGAGAUGGCCACGUUUAUUUCAGUCCCGCUGAAAAAGACCUCCGAAGUGGAUCUGGUGAAGCCGCUGUCGAAAUUUGUGACGGCCGCAUACCCGGCGAGCGAGGAGCAGGCAGAGUACCUCCGCGCCGUGGAGGAGUUGAACAAGCUGCGCAAAAACGCGCUGGGAAGGCCGCUGGACAAACACGAGAGCUCCCUGGAGAUCCUCCUGAGAUACUAUGACCAGCUGUGUGCUAUCGAGCCCAAGUUUCCCUUCUCUGAAAACCAGCUCUGCUUAACCUUCACAUGGAAGGACGCCUUUGAUAAAGGGUCGCUGUUCGGGGGCUCGGUCAAGCUCGCUUUGGCCAGUUUGGGUUACGAGAAGACGUGUGUGUUGUUCAAUGCUGCAGCGUUGGCCAGUCAGAUCGCCUCAGAACAGAACCUGGACAAUGAUGAGGGACUGAAGGCUGCAGCCAAGUACUAUCAGCUGGCCGGAGGAGCGUUCGGUCACAUUAAGGACACCGUCCUGUCGGCACUGAAUAGGGAGCCCACCAUGGACAUCUCCCCGGAGACGGUGUGCACCCUCAGCCACAUUAUGCUGGCCCAGGCCCAGGAGGUCUUCUUCCUCAAAGCUACUUCAGACAAGAUGAAAGAUGCUCUCAUCGCAAAGCUGGCUAAUCAGGCUGCAGAUUUCUAUUGCGACGCCUUCAAGCAAUGCCAGUAUAAAGACAACCUUCCCAAGUAUUUUUAUUUUCAGGAAGUGAUACCGGUGCUGGCGGCCAAGCACUGCAUCAUGCAGGCCAACGCUGAGCUGCACCAGAGCAUCCUUGCCAAGCAGAAGAAGCGCUUUGGAGAGGAGAUCGCCCGCCUGCAGCAUGCAGCAGACUUGGUGAAAAAUGUGGCCUCCCGUUACGAUGAGUAUGUGAGCGUCAAGGACCUGAGUGACAAGAUCAACCGAGCUCUCACUGCUGCCAAGAAAGACAACGAUUUUAUCUACCAUGACCGUGUUCCUGAAGUCAAGGAUCUGGAGCAUAUCUGCAAGGCAGUGUUGGUCAAAGCCUCUCCCAUCACACCUCCACUCAGCCAGAAAUUCACAGACUUGUUUGAGAAGAUGGUUCCCAUGGCGGUGCAGCAGUCCAUGAGUAUUUAUAGCCAGAGGAAGGCUGAGACUGUUAACAGACUGGUGGGAACAAUGAGGGAGACUACCAAUCUCUGCAACGGGGUGUUGGCGUCCCUGAACCUGCCAGCCGCCCUCGAGGAUCUGUCAGGAGACUCCAUCCCACAAUCCAUUGCUGAGAAGGCCAGAUCCGUGGUGCAGUUGGGAGGACUGCAGAGCAUCGAGCAGCUAAUCAAAGACCUGCCUGAGCUGCUGACUCGCAACAGAGAGAUCCUGGACGAGUCUCUGAAGAUGCUGGACAAUGAAGAAACGACAGACAAUGAACUGAGAACCAAGUUCAACCAGCGCUGGAACAGAACCCCCUCUGGAGACCUGUACAAGCCCCUUCGCGCAGAGGGCGGCAACUUCCGCGACAUCUUGGACAAAGCUGUGCAGGCCGAUCAGGUGGUGAGGGACCGCUACAGCGCCCACGGCGACAUGAUCGCCCUGCUGUGCAGACCCGAGGACGAGCUCAAUGCCGCCAUCCCCUCCGCCAACCCGACCAAAACAUUGCAGGGCAGCGAGGUGGUGAAUGUGCUGCGCUCCCUGCUCUCCCAGCUGGACGAGAUGAAGAAGGAGAGGGAGACCAUUGAAGGAGAGAUCAAGGCCGUGACCUUUGACAUGUCUGCCACCUUCCUGAUGGCACUCGCCCAGGACGGGGUCUUGAACGAGGAGCAGCUCUCGCUCUCUCAGCUCGACCAGUUGUACGGCGCCUACAACCAGAGAGUACAAGCCACCGUCCGCACGCAGGAAGAGCUGCUGGGACAAGUACAGACGUCCCACCAGGAGUUCAGCAGUCUGAAGCAGUCCAACACGGAGGCCAACCAGAGGGAGGAGGUCCUGAAGAAGCUGGCUUCAGCCCACGACAGCUAUGUUGAGAUCAGCAGCAACCUGCGCGAAGGCACCAAGUUCUACAACGACUUGACAGAAAUCCUGCUUAAGUUCCAGAACAAAUGCAGCGACAUUGUUUUCGCUCGCAAGACAGAGCGGGAAGAGCUACUUAAGGAGCUGCAGCAGAGCAUCGCCCGAGAGCCCAGCGCUCCAUCCUUCAAUGUCCCCGCCUAUCAGAGCACCCCUGCCGCUGGCCCCACCCCUGCACCCAGGACCGUAUUCCCUCUGCAGCCUCAACAAGCCCAACAGCAGCCACCAGCCAAGCCCCAGCCCCCAACCAGGCCUCCACCUCCCAGCAUCAUCCCUCAGGCAGCCUCCACGGCUCCUACCAACACACCAGCCACCGGCCCUCCCUCCAGCAACCCACCACCCAUGGCCCCGCCAUCCCAGGCCCAGGGACCACCUUACCCCACUUACCAGGGUUACCCAGGGUACUACCAGGUGCCCAUGGGUUACAAUCCCUAUCCCUAUGGCCAGUACAACAUGCCCUACAUGCCCUACCAGGCGACUCCCGGACAAGGAGGAUACCCAGGGGCCCCUCCUGCUGGACAACCCUACCCCGGCUACCCCCAGCAACCUCCACAGCAACAGCCCUACUACCCUCAGCAAUAACUCUCCUCUCCACCCGCUCAUUCCUCUUCUCUUUUGUUAACACCAAAUAAAAAAAUACCCCCAGCAAUAACACUUUAUCUCCAUCAACUACCGUUUCUCUGAUCCUUUUUUAAAAAAUUUUUUAUCUCUCUCUCUCCCCCUCUCUCACUAUCAGCAGCUGUAAAAACCCAAGUGAAUGGCGACCUCCAAGCUGCUUUGCACCUUGAUUCCCUUUUUUGUUCUUUAUUUUUUAUCUUUCACCAAAGUUUUCUUUUCCAUCUUACUUUCCUGAUCUCUGACGGCACUUUUCUGAAACUUAUCUCAACUCUCAUCGAUGCACUAACCCCCUCCUCUUGCCUUUAAGAUAAUUUAAAUGUAACUCAUAUUCUAAGAGUUUUGUUCCUUGUUUAAUUUAACCUAGUUUUCAUCAAUAACUGACUCUCCGUCUGGGCUGGACUGCUGUACAACAUCUCAUGGAGGCACACAGGACGGCUCUCCGUCUCCUGGGUUGAGAGUGUGUGUGUUGGGCGGGUGGAUGAUGGGAGUCAAGCCACUGAUGGGUGGGCGCAGCCACAUCUGCACUCCCGCCCAACCUCUCUGUGCUUCUAUAUCAACUAUAAUCCUAUUUUUGUAAUAAAUCCCGUUGCCUCGCUGAUGUAUAAACCUAUAAAAACGAAUGGCCUGCAGGUUUUCUAAUAUAGAUGAUGACUGUUGAGAGCUCGGCUCUCUCUUUCGCUCUUUCCUCUUCUCUCUUUCACCCGGGGAACGUGGGUAUAUUUCUGUUACAAUCAGAGGCUGUAUAAGAGGGAGAAAUGAUUCUAUUAUAUGAAUAUAUGUAUAAAUAAGACUGUAUGUGGUUAACCGAGACACUCUGUGCACUGCACUCUCCUGCUCUUUGUGUUUAUUUUUAUUCCUAAGCUCUAAUGUGAUUAAAAAAACAACUGCCAGCCAGA